This is a messenger RNA of Pneumocystis carinii B80, 362 nucleotides long. RefSeq lists its product as hypothetical. The transcript has 3 exons. The record is from RefSeq and is a predicted model, not a curated record. NCBI's taxonomy places the organism in Eukaryota, Fungi, Ascomycota, Pneumocystomycetes, Pneumocystales, Pneumocystaceae. The coding region runs from base 45 to 317 and encodes 90 amino acids. Gene Ontology annotation, biological process: protein transport.
CAUUUAUCAAAUUUAUAUAGGUUUUUAAUUUUUGAUAUUUUUUUAUGAGUUAUAUGAAUUGGCAAAUAAAUUAUAGUUUAAAAGAUUUGUUACGUAUAGUAACAAUUGUUUGUGGAUAUCUUUUAAUUAGGGCAUAUCUCCAAAAAUGGAUUAAAAGUAAACAAACUAGAGAUUAUGAAGCUGAGGACAAUAACAACAAAAGUUCAAAGAAAGCUACAUCUGGUUUAAAUACUAUAAUUGAAAAUGAUUUAGAGGAGGAGACACUUGUGUGGGGAGCGGUACGUCGAAAAGAACAAAAAAUGAAGUCGAUCGAAUGAUAGAAUAUAUUAAAAGAUAAAAGAUGUAACGAUAUAAUAUUGUAU